Molecule: messenger RNA, 447 nt
Organism: Caenorhabditis briggsae
Lineage: Eukaryota; Metazoa; Nematoda; Chromadorea; Rhabditida; Rhabditidae
Exons: 6
Coding region: 1-447 (148 amino acids)
Source: RefSeq, a predicted model, not a curated record
AUGCCAUGUAUCAUAGCAACAUUUGCUGAUUUCGGAGAGCUGGAAAAGAAUAAUACGCAAAACUUACCUGGAUUUAUUCAAUACAAGUCAACCGUGCACACUUUGGAUAAGAAGGAUUUCGAUCGCAUACGGGGAUUGACUGCAAUACGACUACAAUCACAAUAUGGCCUCCCACUUGAGAUCGAGAGAGAGUUCCGAGUCCGAAUCUGGGUGAAUGGUGAAGCUCCAAAAUUCUAUCAUAUCUAUGGCUUGAAAAUCUGUAAUAUUGAGAACAUGGUAGUACGAUUUUUCUGGAAACCUAGUCCGAACAAUAAAGGGGAAGAAGACGUAGGUCAGAAAACUGAAAACAAUGAAACUUGGGAGAAACUUGGAUCAUUGUUGGGUACCAUUAUUAGUUUGAUGACAAACAGCGGUGAAUUGCUGCAAAAAUUUAAUAAUGUGAUUUAA